This is a messenger RNA of Phytophthora sojae, 168 nucleotides long. RefSeq lists its product as hypothetical. NCBI's taxonomy places the organism in Eukaryota, Oomycota, Peronosporomycetes, Peronosporales, Peronosporaceae. The transcript has a single exon. The record is from RefSeq and is a predicted model, not a curated record. The annotation marks the transcript as partial.
UGCAACUACUGCUUCAAGCGCUGCGAGUCUAAGCGUGUGCUCUCAAACCAUGAGCGCUACUGCGACAGCAACCCGAACAAGGAGGAGAUCGCUCGGAAGCGCAAGGCCAAUAACGACAAGGGGGCCUACUGCGCCAAGUGUAAACACCACUUCGGCAAGAAGAACGCC